UGCCUCAUACGAAAGUGCAAGAGAAGUUGAGGAUAAGUUACGACGCACUAGAUCCCGAUAACCAAUAGAUAUUUUUGGAUAUUGCGUGUUUUUUUAUCGGAUCAUCUAAACAACAUCUGACUUAUAUGUGGGAUGCUUGUGGUUUUUUCCCCGGGAAGGGGAUAGAAGUGUUGAGUCUUUUGUCCCUCAUAAAAAUUGACAAAGGCGGCAAUCUCUUGAUGCAUGAUCAACUGAGGGAUCUUGGAAGAGAAAUUAUUCGUCUAGAAAAUCAAAAGGAGCCGCAAAAUCGUAGUAGAUUAUGGACUUAUGAAGAAGCUGCAGAAGUGCUUGGCAGCAACAAGGUGGCUCCGGUGGAAGAAUUGUUCCUCAGAUUUUACAGCGGACAAUUUUUAUCCGAAGCGAUUAGUUGUGCUCGAUCUGUCGUGCAGCGAGAUUUCGGAGGAUUGGGGAGGAUGGGAUCCACUCAAGUUCACUUAAAGCGUCCCAGGAUUCCUCCUGCCAACAACUCAGACAUGAGCUACCGAACAGCAGAUUCUGAACAUGUUUUGAAGAGAUCAAGGCCUUUUGCAAUCUCAGAAGAAAACAAUGAGAGCAUGGCCGAUGUGAAGCACAGAAUUGCAGAUGAGUCUGGAAACAAAUCAUGGAUUAGGAAACUGACAGAAAUCAAUGAACCAUGGCAAUGCCGGUCCUUAAGGCUGCCUGAUAACACGACGGCUGCGAGGGUCUCGAGAUUAACCUAUACAAACUCAGGUUGUGCCAUUCUGGCUUUAACAUCGAACGCUGAACACAAGCUCUGGAAAUGGCAACAAAGUGAUGGGAACUCAACAGUCAGGGCUACAACUAGUGUAGUACCACAGUUAUGGCGACCUCCUGGUGGGAAUUUGCUGACCAAUGACACAAGGAAUACAAAUCCUGAAGAGGCAGUUCCGUGCUUUGCACUGUCAAAGAAUGAUUGUUAUCUAAUAUCAACAUCAGGGGGCAAGAUCUCUUUGUUCAAUAUUGUGAAUUUUAAGACGAUGCAUACAUUUAUGCCUCCAUCACCAGCAUCGAUAUUUCUGGCGACCAAUCCACCAGACAAUGACAUUAUCACAAUAGGAAUGGAGGAUUCCACUAUUCAAAUUUACAGUGGUCAAGUUGAUGAGGUCCAGACAAAACUAAAAGGACGUCAAAGAAUAAUUAAAGGCUUUAACUUCUCAACUGUCUUAAAUGUUCUUUGGUCUUCUAGCGCUGAUUCUCAGAUGAUGACAACAUUUAUGCCCCCACCACCAGCAGCACCAUUUGUGCCCCCACCACCGGCAGCAACUUUUCUGGCGUUCCAUCCUCAAGACAAUAACGUUAUUGCAAUUGGAAUGGAGGACUCCUCUAUUCUAAUUUACAAUGUUCGAGUUGGUGAGGUCAAGAAAAAACUAGAAGGACAUGAGAAAAGAAUUACAGGCCUUGCCUUCUCUAACGUCUUAAACAUUCUCGUGUCUUCUGGCGCUGACUCUCAGUUGUGUGCUUGGAGCAUUGACGGAUGGGAGAAGCAGGCUAGUAGGUUUCUGCAGAUGCCGACUGGGCGAGUAGCAGCUCCUCUUGCUGAUACUCGUGUUCAAUUUCACGUGGAUCAGAUACGUCUGCUGGUGGUUCAAGAAAAGCAGGUCGCCAUAUAUGAAGCUCCUAAACUAGAAUGCCUCCAGCAGUGGGUUACUCGAGAAGCUAGCGGUCCAAUCACAGAUGCUACAUAUUCUUGCAAUGGUCGAUCAAUAUAUGUGAGCUUCAAAGAUGGAAGUAUCGGUGUUCUUACUGCUUCUGCACUCAGUUUGAGAUGUCGUAUAAAUCCUGCUGCUUACAUCCCUCCAAACCCCAGCUUGAGAGUCUACCCCUUAGCCAUUGCAGCACAUCCAUUUGAACCAAACCAGUUUGCACUAGGGCUUACUGAUGGUAGCGUCUAUGUGCUCGAGCCUUUGGAAUCUGAAGGAGAGUGGAGUAGUUCUCCUCCUGUUGAAAAUGGUGCUGGGUCUAGCACAUCCUCUGUCGCUACCAGUUCAGAUCAACCGCAUUUGCCCACAGCCGGCGAGGCUGGCCACGCCCAAAUCUGGGCAAGGCGACUUCGUCCGCGGCUGCCACCACCUUGUGAUCUGGGCACGGAGGUUUUGGAGAGGCUGAGCAAGGGCCGCAACUCUCGACAGCGGCAGGGGAGCUCCGGUGACCUCACGGGCCACAGUAAAAAGAAGAAAAGAAGAGCCCACGAUCUUCGCUCCUUCGACAGCCAUUCUCGACUUAUUUUCAAGGAAGAACGUGAGAUUAGGGUGUUGCAUAUUCGCGAUGGAGGCACUGGCAGGGAUCUGAUUUCAGUUAGCAAGCUAAAAGGACCAGAGGAACAGGAUUUAGUUUUCUUAGGUAUUCUUUUUAGCUUGGUUGAGCAGCAGCAUUUGUUGACACUUAGCAGGUUCUCCUUUCUGUCUUUUGGAAUUAAGUUCCAUCUUUUUGAGGAUGCAGUUAAACACUACAUCAUCCGGGACAGAAAAUCGGUUAUUUCACAAGCUUUAAUGGCUUGCUUGAUGACUUGA
Molecule: messenger RNA, 2549 nt
Organism: Rhodamnia argentea
Lineage: Eukaryota; Viridiplantae; Streptophyta; Magnoliopsida; Myrtales; Myrtaceae
Product: protein TOPLESS-like
Exons: 17
Coding region: 126-2549 (807 amino acids)
Biological process (GO): regulation of DNA-templated transcription
Molecular function (GO): protein binding
Source: RefSeq, a predicted model, not a curated record